GCCAGCGAGGACCCUGCCAGCAGGCCUGGGGGCGGGGCCUGAGCUCAUCUUUCCUGUUGCGGGUCCUCUGGGUGCUCAGCAGUCUUCCUUGCGGUCCUCGGUAUCCUCUGCUGUUUAGCUGCGGUCCGCUUUUUACCCUCCGGAGCCCUCCAGCUUCCAGCAUGCCGGGCCCGACCCCCAGCGGCACUAACGUGGGCUCCUCAGGGCGAUCGCCCAGCAAAGCGGUGGCCGCCCGGGCCGCGGGAUCGACUGUCCGGCAGAGGAAGAAUGCCAGCUGUGGGACAAGGAGCGCAGGCCGCACGACCUCGGCGGGGACCGGAGGGAUGUGGCGGUUCUACACAGAGGAUUCCCCGGGACUCAAAGUUGGCCCCGUUCCAGUUUUGGUUAUGAGUCUCCUGUUCAUCGCUUCUGUAUUUAUGUUGCACAUUUGGGGCAAGUACACGCGUUCGUAGAUUCGGCUGCAUCCAUCUGUCAUCUGAAGAAGAAGGAAAAAAAAAAUACACCCAGCAUAUCUUGGACCAAAAGUGAAGUGGUUUUUCUGUUCACGAGAAAGAAAUUUUCUGUAAGCGUAUUGUUUUACAGGGAACAUAACACGAAUUGAUUGAGGAAUCAGAUUUUUUUUCUAUGUCGAAUAAACUUUUUAAUUGAUCUA
Dipodomys spectabilis (banner-tailed kangaroo rat) is the source of this 652-nucleotide messenger RNA. It is a transcript of the gene Sec61b, whose product is annotated as SEC61 translocon subunit beta. Bases 162 to 452 code for a protein of 96 amino acids. The record is from RefSeq and is a predicted model, not a curated record. Gene Ontology annotation, cellular component: Sec61 translocon complex. Gene Ontology annotation, biological process: intracellular protein transport. Lineage: Eukaryota; Metazoa; Chordata; Mammalia; Rodentia; Heteromyidae. The transcript is spliced from 4 exons.